AAGAAAUUUUCUUAUUAGUUUGGUGGGAGUAUAAAAGAGUUAGCGGGAAAUCAUUAUUCGUGAUUUUACCGAAUUGAAAUUUUCUCGAUCUUUUCUUCUUCCAUUUCUCCUAGCAAAAACCCUUGCUUUGUUCGUUCUUUUCAUUCUCUCACAAACGAUCACACUUGGGAAAUCAAGCUCAAGUAAGUGCUUCGCAAGAGCUAGGAGAUCUUCCUUUAUCUCUUAAUCAAGAAAACCUUUCGAUCCUAGUUCCAAUUCCAAGCAAGAAACAAUGGCUGACGCUGCUAUCAGUGCUACUGUUAAGGUCGUCUUGGAGACGGUCAUUUCCAUUGCCACGGACCGUGUUGGUAUGGUUCUCGGGGUCAAAGCAGAGUUGGAGAGACUAAGCAACACUGCUGCAACGAUCCGAGGUCUCUUGGCUGAUGCUGACGGGAAAAUGCAUAGCCCAGGGGUGCGAGAUUGGCUCAAGAAGCUAGAGGAUGAGGUUUUUAAAGCUGAUACCGUGCUGGACGAGCUCAACUACGACAAUCUUCGUCGGGAGGUGAAGUACCGAAAUCAACUCACCAAGAAGAAGGUAUGCUUCUUCUUCUCCUUCUUUAAUGCAAUUGGCUUUAGUUCCAGCUUGGCUUCAAAGAUCCGGGACAUCAACACCAACCUAGAAAGGAUCAACCAGCAAGCCAAUGACUUGGGAUUGGUAAUCAAGUACCAAAUUGAAGCUGCACUCCCUGCUGAUGCCGCUGGUGCCACGACAAGCAGACAGACCGACUCUAUCAUUGUUCCAAACGUUGUAGGAAGAUCCGGCGACGAGUCAAAGAUAGUGGAGAUGCUAUUGACCCCAUCUGAAAGAGUUGUCUCAGUUAUUCCCAUAACAGGCAUGGGUGGCCUGGGUAAAACAACUCUUGCUAAAUCAGUCUACAACAAAAUAGAAAUUGAUGAGAAUUUUGGCAUAAAGAGUUGGGUUUGUGUGGCUAGAAAAAUUGAUAUAGUGGAGCUGUUUAAAUUGAUUUUAAAAUCGUUGACAAGAACAAAGGUUGAAGUGGAUGACAGAGAGGUUAUCGUUAAAAAAAUUGGAGAAAAGCUCAAGGGACAAAGAUAUUUCCUUGUUCUUGAUGAUGUGUGGGAUCAUGAUCAAGGAUUGUGGGAUGACUAUUUCAACACUUUGAUGGGACUCAACGAAACCAAAGGAAGCUGGUGUCUUCUCACUACUCGUCGAGAAUCAGUGGCUAAUGCUGUGCCUAGACAUUUGCAAAUGAAUGAUGGUCCUUAUUCCUUAGGAAAGCUAUCAGGUGAUGAGUGUUGGUCCAUCAUAAAAAGAAAGGUGCUCGCAGGGGAAGAAGUACCAAAAGAAUUGGAAGUAUUGAAGAAGCAAAUUUUAAGGAGAUGCGAUGGCCUCCCACUAGCAGCAAAGUUAAUUGGAGGUUUGUUGCUUAACAGUGGAAAAGAGGAGUGGCAAUCUAUUGUGGAAGAGGGUCUCAUUGUGGAAGAGAGUCUUUUGAAUGAAUAUCAAAGCCAAAUUAAUCAAAUACUUAAGGUGAGCUUUGAUCAUUUAUCACCUGCAUCAGUUAAGAAAUGUUUUGCAUAUUGCUCGAUUUUUCCCCAGGACAAUGAAUUAGAAGAAGAUGAACUAAUUGAGCAUUGGGUUGCCGAAGGUUUUGUUCUACCGGAUCAGAAAAAUAAUAGAGUGAUGGAGGAAACAGGAGGCGAGUAUUUGAGGAUUUUGUUGCAAAAUUCCUUGCUGGAAAAAGUCGCAGAGUCGCAGAGAACAUACUAUAAAAUGCACGAUCUCGUCCAUGAUUUUGCAAAACCAAUUCUUAAUCCAGAAAGCAGCAAUCAGGAUCGCUACCUUGUAUUGGACUCUUCUAAAGGUUUGGAAGAAAAUACCAUGAGGACAAUACCAGCAUCAAUUCGCACAUUAUUUCUCCAUCUAAAGGGUGGCGUAUCUACUGACAUGCUUUUAAGAUUCAAGCACUUGCAUGUUCUCAGAUUGUCUGGCGAUGAUGUCGAGUCUCUACCGAGCUCCAUUGGCAAACUACUACAUUUGCGGUUGCUCGACAUUUCAUCUUCUAGAAUCAGAAGUUUGCCGGAAUCUCUUUGCAAGCUAUAUAAUCUGCAGACACUAACAAUGAGAGAUUAUGCACUUGAAGGAGGUUUUCCAAAACGGAUGAGCGAUUUGAUUAGCUUGCGGCAUCUAAACUACGACCAUGCUGAUGCGGAAUUUAAAAUGCCGGUGCAGAUGGGGACGAUUGACUUGUCUUCAAACUCUACAGUUCUUUAAUAUAAGUCAAGAGAGGGGUCGUGGUAUCGAAGAGCUUGGGACCUUGAAAUAUCUGAAAGGAUCGUUGGAGAUAAGAAAUCUUGGACUAGUGAAGGGCAAAGAAGCAGCUAAACAAGCAAAAUUGUUCGAAAAGCCAGAUCUGUCCUGCUUGGUGUUUGAAUGGGAGAGUGGGGAUCGGGAAAGCGAUAACCGUGAUGAGGAUGUGUUGGAAGGUCUCCAACCUCACCCAAAUUUGAAAACGUUGAAAAUUCAAUAUUUUAUGGGUAAUAAAUUUUCACAAUGGUUUGUGAAUUUGUCAAAAUUGGUGGAGUUGUGGAUACAAGAUUGCAAGAGAUGCAGUGAACUCCCCUCAUUAGGACAACUGCCAUCCCUCAAAC
Coffea arabica (coffee) is the source of this 2652-nucleotide messenger RNA. Its product is annotated as putative disease resistance protein RGA3. The record is from RefSeq and is a predicted model, not a curated record. Lineage: Eukaryota; Viridiplantae; Streptophyta; Magnoliopsida; Gentianales; Rubiaceae. Gene Ontology annotation, molecular function: ADP binding.